AUGCGGCUCUUGGAACUCCAAGAGGAUGGCAGCCUCAGACUUAAGGAGCACCCUCAAGAGGACGUCCCGCCAUAUGAUAUCCUCUCGCACACCUGUGGAGCCGAUGACCAGGAGAUCACCUUUCAAGACGUUCAACAUCAUACAGGCCACCACAAGGUCGGGUAUAAAAAGCUCACGUUCUGCAGCCAGCAGGCUGCGCUGGAUGGCCUGAAAAACUUCUGGAUCGACACUUGCUGUAUAGACAAGUCUAACAGCCAGGAGCUUCAAGAAGCGAUCAACUCCAUGGUUCGCUGGUACAGAGACGCCGACCAUUGCUACGUCUACCUCAGCGACGUGGUCAACAAUGGCGGCAAGGACGAAGACAAAGCGUCACAACUUCCAUGGGAGACAGCCUUCAGAAGAAGCCGGUGGCUAACCCGCGGCUGGACGCUCCAGGAGCUGAUCGCCCCACGGUCGGUCAAAUUCUUCUCAGCAGAAGGAUACGUACUUGGCAACAAAACAACGUUAGAGGCACUGCUCCACGAAUGCACAGGGGUCCCUGUCGACGCGCUUCGAGGGAAACCUCUGGCUGACUUCAGCAUCAACGAGCGACUCUCUUGGGUGGGAGGGCGCAAGACGAAGCGUCCCGAAGACCUUGCGUAUUGCAUGCUUGGCAUCUUCGACGCGCAUAUGCCACUCAUCUACAGCGAGGGCGAGGAGAAGGCAUUCCUCAGACUGAGACGAGAGAUUGGUAAGGACACUGUUAGCGAAGCAGCCAAGCAAUGCAUUGCCGACUUGCGCGUGACCGAUCCUCGCCAUGACAAGAGGCGCAUCGAAAACAUGAAGGGCAGCCUACUCAGGGACUCCUACUUCUGGGUGCUCGACAACCCGGACUUCCGCCAGUGGCGUGACAAUAACGACCAGCGCCUACUCUGGGUCAAAGGCGAUCCAGGCAAGGGCAAGACCAUGCUACUCUGCGGAAUCAUCGACGAACUCGAGAGGAUGCGCACCGAAGGACAGAUUCUAUCCUACUUUUUCUUCCAGGCCACCGAUGGGCGUAUCAAUACCGCGGCGGCUGCAUUGCGCAGCCUGAUCUACAUGCUCCUCGAGAAGGACGCCUCCCUCGUUUCUCACAUGGAAAAGCAGCACGAGAAGGCCGGCAGAGACCUUUUUGAAGACACCAACGGCUGGCAGGCGCUAUGUGAAAUCUUCGAGAACAUCCUCCAGGAUGCCAAACUGCAGGGAGUUGUCCUUGUGGUCAACGCUCUGGACGAGUGUUUGCAAGGUCUGCCAGUGUUUCUCGACCUCGUGGUGUCCGAGCUUGCACGACGCAAGGGUUACCGCGACGACAUAGCCAAGGAAGUCCACCACUUUCUGUCGUCGAACGCGGACGGUACCUUUCUCUGGGUUGCCUUGAUCUGCCAAGAACUCGAGAAGACUCGCAAAGGGAACGCGUUACAGAAAGUCAAGUCUUUCCCUCCGGGCCUUGAUGCUCUAUAUCAACGAAUGAUGGAGCAAAUCCUCGCCUCAGAGGAUACCGAACGCUGUACGCAGAUUCUUGCACUCGUAGCAACAACCUAUCGCCCACCGUCGCUGUCCGAAUUGAUGGCUUUGGUCGGAGAGCUCGAUGACGUGGGAACCGAUCGCGAAUCGCUACAGGAGAUCAUCAGCCUAUGCGGCUCGUUCCUCACCAUUCGCGAAGACAAGGUGUACUGUGUCCACCAAUCGGGGAAGGACUUUUUGAUGAAGUCGCACGCGAGCGUUCUCUUUGCCAAAGGACAGCCAUCUAUUCACAGUCAGAUUCUCCAGAACUCAAUCGAGGCUAUGUCCCGCAUACUCAAGCGCGACAUCUACAAUCUGCACGACCCGGGCUUUCCUAUGGAGGACAUCAGCCCACCGGUGAUUGACCCACUGACGGAAGUCGGCUAUUGCUGCGUCUACUGGGUUAAUCAUUUAGUAGAGAGCAUUACGAAUCAGGAUGAAGGCAGCAGCACACGCGACCGCGGAAGAGUCAACAACUUCUUGCGGGACAAGACUCUCUACUGGAUUGAGGCGUUGAGUCUACUACGCAGCAUAUCAGAAGGUAUGAUCGCAUUGGAGAGAGUCAAACAGCACAUCCAGGACCAUCUGAACGCGUCAAGUCUCCAGGAAAUAGUUGUUGACGUGUACCGUCUUCUGCGAAGCUUCCGCCCAGCACUUGAGACCCAACCGCUGCAAUGUUACAUCUCGGCACUCGUCUUCAGUCCAGCUAAAAGUUUGGUUCGGAAGCUCUUCCGCGGCGAGACCCCGGAUUGGGUCCAGUGCAAACCGGAGCUCUCGGAGCAAUGGAGCGCAUGUGAGGCGACACUCGAGGGCCAUAUCGGCUGGGUCGCGUCGGCAGCCUUCUCCCCAGACGGCCGCCGCGUUGUCUCGGCAUCGCAGGAUGAGACAGUCAAGCUGUGGGAUGCGGCUACGGGCAUGUCUGAGGCGACAUACGAAGUUGAUGCCGAUGGCUCUAUCAUGUACGGAGAUUUUGCCGGUUGCUCUAUCUCAUUCGACAAGACUGACACGUACAUCUAUACCGGUGUUCAAGUCGUCCUUGUCGAGAGUGCCGUGAAAUACAUCUUGGAUCCAUAUCCAAACAUGUCCGUCACGGCCGGCCGCCAACGCUAUGGUAUCAGUUCGGAUGGUGCAUGGAUUUUGAGGGAUUCGCAGCCGGUCCUCUGGCUUCUUCCAGAGCUCCGAUCGCGAGUUGUUGGGUGGGCCACAGUGGAUGCAGACACGAAAUUGGUUAUUGCAUGCUCGACUGGCCGCAUUUUUAUCCUACAUUUCACCUCUAUCUAG
Molecule: messenger RNA, 2802 nt
Organism: Microdochium trichocladiopsis
Lineage: Eukaryota; Fungi; Ascomycota; Sordariomycetes; Xylariales; Microdochiaceae
Product: heterokaryon incompatibility protein-domain-containing protein
Exons: 4
Coding region: 1-2802 (933 amino acids)
Molecular function (GO): protein binding
Source: RefSeq, a predicted model, not a curated record